AUGGAGAUGCCAAGCAUGGGUUCAUGCUUGUUAUGGCCACUUAUCUUCCAAGUAAUUCACCUUUCUUUAUCCUCUUCAUUACCCAUAGGAAAUGAGACAGAUAGGCUCUCCCUGCUAGCUUUCAAGGAUCAAAUCGAAGCCGAUCCCCUCGGAACACUAAGCUCAUGGAAUGAUUCCUCGCACUUCUGUGAGUGGUCGGGUGUUACGUGUGGACGCGGGCAUCAGCGAGUGGUAGGGCUUGACCUAAAUUCAUGCAAACUGGUGGGCAGCCUAUCUCCCCACAUUGGCAACUUGAGUUUUCUCAGGAUACUCAACCUGAAUAACAACAGUUUCAGCCACACCAUCCCUCAAGAAAUAGGUCGUUUAUUUCGGCUACAGAAGUUGCUCCUUCGGAACAACACAUUCACCGGAGAAAUCCCUGUCAACAUCUCACGGUGCUCUAAUCUAUUACACCUUUAUUUAGGAGGCAACGAACUUACUGGAGGACUUCCUGGAGAACUUGGAUCGUUAUCAAAGAUGCAGUGGUUUGUAUUUGAAAUUAAUAAUCUAGUGGCUGAGAUACCACUCUCUUUCGGAAAUUUGUCAUCCGUAGAGGCGAUUUUUGGGGUGGCUAAUAAUCUGCGAGGAGGUAUUCCAAAGAACUUUGGGCAGCUGAAAAGAUUAAAAAAUCUCGUUUUUAAUAUAAAUAAUCUGAGCGGAACAAUUCCACCCUCCAUAUACAAUCUCUCCUCUCUUACUACACUCUCUGUGUCAUCUAACCAACUUCAUGGAAGUCUUCAUCCUGACUUAGGCCUAACUCUUCCCAAUCUCGGAACGCUUGGACUUCACACCAAUCACUUUAGCGGGCUCAUUCCAGCAUCACUGUUCAAUGCCUCAAAAAUUACCGUUAUUGAUCUUUCAAGCAACAAAUUCACCGGGAAAGUGCCAGAUCUAGGACACAUGCCGAAGCUACGAAGGCUGGUAUUUCAAACUAAUGAUCUUGGAAACAAUGAGGACGACGACCUGGGUUUUCUCCACCCCCUUGCCAACAACACUAAUUUGCAAGUAUUGGGGAUAAAUGGUAACAAUUUAGGAGGGGCGCUGCCAGAAAAAAUUAGCAACUUCUCAAUAAAGCUCAUACACAUGACAUUUGGAGGAAAUCAAAUACGUGGUAUCAUUCCAACUGAUAUUGGAAACCUCGUCAACCUCCAGACGUUGGGUUUGGAGAUGAAUCAGUUGACUGGAACUAUACCAAGUUCUAUCGGUAAACUUCGAAAUUUACGUGUUUUGUCUCUUCAUUCAAAUAAAAUCUCAGGGAUAAUCCCAUCUUCUCUGGGAAAUAUUACUUCAUUGAUCAAUCUUGAGUUAUAUGCAAAUAAUUUACAUGGAAGCAUUCCAUCAAGUCUUGAAAAUUGCCAGAACUUGUUGUCCUUACUCCUGUCCCGGAAUAACUUGAGCGGUCCCAUACCGAAAGAACUAAUGCGUAUUUCAUCUUUAUCAAGGUCUUUAGACCUAUCUGAAAAUCAGUUGACGGGUUCCCUUCCAAUGGAAGUGGAUAAGUUGGUGAAUCUUGGAUAUCUCACUGUUUCGUAUAACAGGUUAUCUGGUGAAAUCCCCAGAACACUUGGAAGCUGUGUGAGUUUGGAAUAUUUGUAUUUGGCUGAUAACUCUUUCCAUGGGUCCAUUCCCGAGUCGUUGAGUUCUUUGAGAGCACUUCAAGUUCUUUAUCUCUCCCGCAACAACUUGACAGGAAAAAUUCCCAAGUCUUUGGGAGAAUUUAAGUUGCUGACAAUUUUGGAUCUUUCAUUUAAUGACCUUGAAGGUGAGGUGCCUGUACAAGGGGUCUUUGCUAAUGCGAGUGGAUUUUCAGUCUUGGGAAACGAGGAGCUUUGUGGAGGAAUACCUCAGCUGAAUCUGUCCAGAUGCACAUCCAAGAAGUCAAAACAGCUGACAUCUUCUAGCAGGCUGAAAUUUAUAAUUGCAAUUCCUUGUGGCUUUGUUGGAAUUAUCUUGCUUCUCUUACUUUUCAUUUUCUUGAGAGAAAAGAAAAGUAGGCCAGCUUCAGUCCCAUGGGAGAGCACAUUUCAGCGAGUAGCCUACGAAGACCUGCUUCAAGCAACCAACGGGUUCUCCGCUGCCAAUUUAAUUGGUUCAGGUAGUUUUGGAUCUGUGUAUAAAGGAAUCCUCAAGACAGAUGGAGCAGCUGUUGCAACUGUUGCGGUGAAAGUAUUCAACCUGCUACGUGAAGGAGUUUCCAAGAGUUUCAUGGCGGAAUGUGCAGCCUUGGUAAACAUCAGGCACCGAAAUCUUGUAAAAGUUUUAACAGCAUGUUCUGGCAUUGAUUUUCAAGGUAAUGAUUUUAAAGCUCUAGUUUAUGAGUUCAUGGUGAACGGGAGUCUAGAAGAGUGGUUGCAUCCUGUUCGAAUAUCUGACGAGGCACACAGGCGAAGAGAUUUGAGUCUCCUUCAGCGGUUGAACAUCGCAAUUGACGUGGCUAGUGCACUUGAUUAUUUGCACAACCAUUGCCAGAUUGCCGUUGUUCAUUGCGAUCUGAAGCCAAGCAAUGUCCUUCUGGAUGGUGAUCUGACUGCUCAUGUUGGUGACUUUGGAUUAGCAAGGCUCCUCACACAAGCUUCCCAUCAGCCCGGUUUGGAUCGGACAAGCUCCAUUGGUUUAGAAGGCACCAUUGGCUACGCAGCCCCAGAGUAUGGCAUGGGAAGCGAGGUAUCGACUUUCGGGGAUGUGUACAGCUAUGGAAUCUUGCUGCUGGAGAUGUUUACAGGAAAGAGACCUACAGAUACCAUGUUUAAAGAUGAGAUGAAUCUUCACAACUUCGCUAAGAUGGCUUCGCCGAAUUGCGUGACAGAGAUAUUGGACCCAGCACUUGUGAGAGAAGCUGGGGAAACAAGUGCUGAUCACGCCUCUACCUCAAGUGCAAGAAACCAUAACGGGACUGAGAAAAUGGAGUGUUUGGUUUUAAUUAUUAAGGUAGGAGUUGCUUGCGCUGUAGAAUCACCAAGAGAGAGGAUAAAUAUUAGCAAUGUUGCAACUGAAUUGUAUCGGAUUAGGAAGAUUCUUCUCGGAACUGGGAGGCAUGGACGCCUCACUUGGUGAAAUUAUUGUUGCAUCGGAAGGUAAUUAACGUUCUUUCAUCCAAUUAUUUUGUGCUUUCGUUCUGCGUUAUUUUCUAUAGAUAAAUUUUCACUGUCAAACACUACCUCAAAUAAAUUUAAUUCAUAGAUAAAAUGUGUCGUCUCUUCUCUUGAAAUGAGGAUUUGUAAUUUGUGAUGCAAUGAUUUGAAAUAAAUAUUAUUUCCUUUUGCUUUGAA
Messenger RNA from Populus nigra (black poplar), 3308 nucleotides. Its product is annotated as probable LRR receptor-like serine/threonine-protein kinase At3g47570. Gene Ontology annotation, biological process: protein phosphorylation. Gene Ontology annotation, molecular function: receptor serine/threonine kinase binding; ATP binding; protein kinase activity. NCBI's taxonomy places the organism in Eukaryota, Viridiplantae, Streptophyta, Magnoliopsida, Malpighiales, Salicaceae. The record is from RefSeq and is a predicted model, not a curated record.